Messenger RNA from Glycine soja, 1871 nucleotides. RefSeq names its product probable acyl-activating enzyme 17, peroxisomal. The transcript has 4 exons. The record is from RefSeq and is a predicted model, not a curated record. NCBI's taxonomy places the organism in Eukaryota, Viridiplantae, Streptophyta, Magnoliopsida, Fabales, Fabaceae. Bases 257 to 718 code for a protein of 153 amino acids.
AAAUGAUACUCUUUUAUUUCUGUUAAACUUGUAGGUUAGUUGCAUAUGCUCUCAAAUCUCUGGGUCUGGAGAAAGGAUCUGUAAUUGCGAUUGAUAUGCCAGGCUAGUGAAAUGUUGUUGUAUCAAUUGCUGAUAGUUUUGCAGCUAGUGAAAUAUCAACCAGGCUUAAAAUAUCAAAAGCGAAAGUCAUAUUUACUCAGGGUGUCUCAUAUUGUUGCUUCAUAAAUGCCUUAGAGUUGUGGAUGCACAGUCACCUAUGGCAGUAGUUAUCCCUACCAAAGGAUCUGAAUUUAGCAUGAAACUGCGUAUCGGUGACCUCUCUUGGCAUGAUUUUUUGGAGAAAAUCAAUAGUCUCAAAGGCAAGGAACUCAUAGCUACAGAACAACCAAUAGGAACAUUUACAAACAUUCUCUUUUCUUCUGGAACAACAGGUGAUCCAAAGGCAAUUCCAUGGACCAAUAUUACUCCUCUAAAAGUUGCUGCAGAUGCAUGGUGCCACAUGGACGUUCGUAAAGGUGAUGUAGUGUGCUGGCCCACUAAUCUUGGAUGGAUGAUGGGGCCAUGGCUAGUAUACGCAUCCUUGCUAAAUGGAGCUUCAAUGGUCUGUAUAUUGGAUCCCCUCUUAGGUCUGGCUUUGCCAAGUUUGUACAGGAACAAACUCAUUCUGCUGUUUAAAUUUUCAGUCCUUUUCAUAGCUUUUGUUUCCUGUGAAGUGUGAACAAUUAUUAUUCUUACAUUGACUGGUAGGCACUCAAAAUUUAGUUACUAUUUCUGCAGAAAAACAAGUAUUUUUUUGGAAGAUUAUAUUUUGUUAUUAUUUCUGUUUUACUUUUACAUUUCCAUGAACUCAUGCAAGCAAGUCAAAACAGUUUUCUCAAGUAAGAUAUAACAUCAACUAAAAAUGCAUGUGUAUUCUGUUUACUGAACUGUAAAAUAGUAAAAUGGCAGUUUAUUUUCUGCAAAUGGAUUUCUCUUUUUAAUUUAUCAUUUCAUCAUGUAUAAAAUCCACAAGUAGGUAGGUGCAUCUGGGGAAUGUCAGCUGUAUAUUUUGUAUUUUUGUUCUAUUACACAAGCAGAGGGAUGGAGUAUGUUUCUGCACCCUGCACCUUGCAGCUCUUGAAGUAAUUUAAUGGCAUAAUAGUAUUAUUUGUUUGUUGUACUUUUACUAUUUAUCGUUGCAACUCCACCUCAAUAAUUGCUUUUUCUUCAACCAACCUAAUGUUUGCUUUUCAUAAUCAUAAAGAUAGGAAACACUUAUUGAAUAUAACUGGCCACCAUUUUGCAUAAUGGCAAUAACUGGCCAACAUGGAAAAUGUUUUUUCUAGUAGUGAAUGAGAGAUCAAGUACAUUUUAUAAAAGUUGGUGCACCCCAACAGAAAAGAUUGAAAACCUCGUAGCCUGUCUAUCAUGGUCUGAUAACCUACUCUUUUGCUAAGCAGUUUAAUGAACAAAGCAUUCUCCCAAGGAGCACAAAGGCGGCCCUCAAACACAGAAUUAUCAAUUUGCACCAUUGGCUUUAUUGUGUUACCCCCUUCAUACUCAAUAUGAACCAAUUUUUCAUUGAACAAAUCCCUCAGAGGUGGAGGUUGUAGACACGACUUGUUACCCAUAACUUUAUCUAUGAAAGGUAUGAAAGGUGUCUUCGUAGCCGGAGGAGAGACGCCACUGUUUAGUGGUUCAUUGUGUAGGCCAGUAGCACCAUGAGUACCUGCAGAGAAAAAACCCUGGGAAGACAUUAGAAAACUUAAGUGAUAUGUAAAAGUAAAUCUCUUUUUACUGAAUUUUAAUUUAUGCACAGCUUGAGAGUUUUAUAAUUUUCGAUAAUAUUUACAAAAUUAAUUAAAUCUAUUUAAUGUGUUCAAUAUUUUUAU